Messenger RNA from Drosophila yakuba, 329 nucleotides. RefSeq lists its product as uncharacterized. The record is from RefSeq and is a predicted model, not a curated record. The transcript is spliced from 2 exons. Gene Ontology annotation, molecular function: serine-type endopeptidase inhibitor activity. Bases 41 to 277 code for a protein of 78 amino acids. NCBI's taxonomy places the organism in Eukaryota, Metazoa, Arthropoda, Insecta, Diptera, Drosophilidae.
GUCGGCGAAAUAAAAUUAUUUGCUUAACAGCAGCUCCAAAAUGAAGACCUUAUAUGUAAUAUUGUUAUUUGUAUUUGUAGUGUUAUUUAAUGAAGUCUUCGGAGAGAAUGUUCGUUGUUCUCAGAAGGGUGGGACCACAGGAGAGUGCACUGAUAUUAUUGAUGGAUAUAUGUUCAGUCCAAAGAGAAAUAGUUGCUUUGCCAUGAAAAUUAGAGGCUGUCACAGUGAGGGAAGAUUCUUUGAUAACAGCACCGACUGCAAUCAGUGCUUGUCGUAAUUGCAAUUACAAAAAUAAGAAUAAGCUUUUAUAAAAUAUUAUUAAAUCCUAA